Arabis nemorensis is the source of this 2412-nucleotide messenger RNA. NCBI's taxonomy places the organism in Eukaryota, Viridiplantae, Streptophyta, Magnoliopsida, Brassicales, Brassicaceae. The record is from the annotation of a GenBank genome assembly.
AUGGAGCGAGCAAGCAACGAAGGAAUGUUGUACCACGAGGUUCAAGAGUCAAAUCUAUGCGCCGUACCUUCCGAUCUCGACGGGAAGGAUCGUCAGGGCAUAGUCGACGUCGGAGGGUUCUCUGAGGAGUCGCACAAUGUUUCACUCGGCGGCGAUUUUAGUAUUCAGAUACGAAGUGUGGGUUUCUUUGAGUCCGUGGGUACUGCUGAGGAAGAACCGGCUUGGAGUAAAGAAGAAAUUGAUUGUCUUCUUUCUUGUAAAAAUCCAAAUGAUGUUACCGUGGUCAAGAUAAGCAAAGAUCUAGGAAGGAGCGUUUACGCAUGCAUAGCAAAACUUCGCCAACUCCAGUGGAGUAAAGAAGACGAUGAAGAGUUGUUGCGACUGUGUAGCGAACACACCGACUUAGAAUUCAUAGCUUCAAAACUACGGGUUACGGUCGAUUUUUGUUGUGCGAGACUAGAUGUUUUUGGAUGGAAUAGCAAGACCGUUUUCACAAUAAGCGGUGAAAUGAAAGUCAAAAUGUCUAUCAUAUGUCCAUACAAAAAUUCUAGUUUUCUUGAAGAUGUGGAUGAGUUCGCAUUAAGAAAAGAAGAUGGGCUCGUCAUUGGGAGAAUUAAAAAGGAAUCGGGUGCUUCCAUAUGGUAUUCUAAAGACAGUCAAGUUGAUUAUUUUGUGAUUAGAGUCUCUGCUUAUGAGGUAUUUGAUGGGUAUUCUCCAACAAAGAAGGCCAUGGAAAGCUUGUUACCCCUUUGCAAACAAAUUAGCAAAGGAGUUCACAAAGUAACAAUGGUGUUGAAGAAAGACAGAGAUGGCGUUCUGGAUGAUCUUAAAAAGCUUUUGAAUCUACGAAUAUCUACAAGCAUCCAUGGCGAUCCUACCAUUGAGAUUUCGGCUGGUGAAGAAAAGGAGUUCAACGACACUUUUUCUGCCGUUUUUUCAGUCCUAAGGAAAUGGUUCUUUAGAGGGUUACCUGAUGCCUAUGUUAGCAUCCCACAGAAAUCUCGAUCUAUGCAAAAAACUGUGCAGAGACCGGUGUUUUCUUACGAAGAAGGUUGUGAAGAUUUGACGACUAUGUUCUUCCAAGCUGCUAUGGAGGCUCAGCCUUAUGCUGAAGCAAGCCCUCGUGACGGGGCUCUUGAAGUCAGUCUUAUGAAGCAUCAGCGGAUUGCAUUGGCAUGGAUGUUAGAGAAGGAGAGAUCCGGCUGCCCCUGUUUUGGAGGGAUUCUAGCAGAUGACCAGGGACUUGGAAAGACGAUAACAACGAUAGCCCUUAUAGUGACUCAUCAACUUGAUGACUCCUAUGUGAAGAAAGGAAUGCCAGCUGCGGGAACUCUUAUUGUUUGCCCUAGUAGCCUAAUGAAACAAUGGGGGGAUGAAUUGAGGAAGAGAGUUAGGUCAGAAGAAAACCUCUCCGUAAUGAUAUAUCAUGGUUCGAACCGCAUAAAGGAUCCUCGCAAGCUAGCUAACUAUAAUGUAGUUGUUAGCUCAUACGGCCUUUUGACCGGUGUUCUUGCUGAACUUGCAUGGUUUAGAGUUGUUCUGGAUGAAGCACAGACCAUUAAGAAUUACACAAGUCAAUAUGCAGAGGCAUAUACCAAGAUUGGUGGAGUACCAAUCAUCUCUUUGCCUUCGAAAACCAUUGAAUUGAGGAAAGUGUUAUUCACUAAAGAAGAACGUGAGUUCUACUCAAAACUAGAGCGCUACGCACGUGAGCAGUAUGAGGAGUUCACCGCUGGAACCACACAAUAUGCAGACGUUUUGUUGAUGCUGACGCGUCUUCGUCAGGCUUGUAAUCACCCUCUUCUCGUACCCAGUUCUGCAAUGACAUUAUCCUCAGUUGAAGUGGCUAAGAAGCUUCCAUAUGGCUCAUCUAAAAUCAAGGCUACUCUAGAUUUUUUGAAGAAUGAUGUGAAUCAGACCUCGGAUGCGUUGGUUGAGGGAGUUGGAGAAAAGACCCUUGUUUUUUCCCAAUGGACGAGGAUGCUAGACCUGCUGGAAGAUGGUCUUAAGAGUUCUUCUAUUCAGUAUAGAAGGUUUGAUGGAAGUAUGUCAGUAGAGGCACGAGAUAAAGCCAUACAAGAUUUCAAUACUCUCCCUGAGGUGUCUGUAAUGAUAAUGUCUCUCAGAGCUGCUAGUGUUGGGUUAAACCUUGUGGCAGCUUGUAAUGUUCUCCUAAUGGAAUUAUGGUGGAACCCAACCACAGAAGAUCAAGCUGUAGAUAGAGUACAUCGCAUUGGGCAGACACAUCCUGUCAAAGUGGUGCGGCUCACCGUAGCAGAUACGGUGGAAGAUCGAAUGUUGGCGCUUCAGGUAAAGAAGAGAAAGAUGGUCUCAUACGCCUUUGGAGAAGAUAUAGAGGGGCCAAACCUCUCUUCAGAAGAUUGGAGCUACCUCUUGAAGAUGGACAAAUAA